This is a messenger RNA of Miscanthus lutarioriparius, 1119 nucleotides long. The record is from the annotation of a GenBank genome assembly. NCBI's taxonomy places the organism in Eukaryota, Viridiplantae, Streptophyta, Magnoliopsida, Poales, Poaceae.
AUGGAACAUGGCCGCACUGUCCUCACAGAGGCCGUACGCAAGGUGCAGCUGCUGAAGAUCGACGGCUAUUGCGCCACCGCAGCCAUGGAGUCCUCUGAGUACAUCAAAUUCAAAUGGAUCGUCGAUGGCCACGAGUGGGAGGUCCGUUUCUAUCCCAACUACGAUAGCAACUACGGCAGUUUGGUAUUUGUACAGCUCAUUCUUCUUGGUGAACCCCAGAGGAACAAGUUGAAAGUGAAUCUAAGCUGCCGGCUUGUAGAUAUGAGCCAUCGUCUUGAUCCUUGUGCUGAGAAGAGUUUGUCCCAUGUAUUUCCUAGUCGCGACGGAUGUACAGUUACCUUGACGACAAGAUAUGAUAUACCAUCAGGUUAUCUUGUGAAUGAUUCAUUGACCGUGCAGUGCACCAUCACUGUGCUCAAAGAACUGCCUGAUAUAGUCGUCCCAGCUAAUACAGAGGCGCCGCCGCCACUGCCACCCUCUGAUCUGGAGCGGCACUUCGGUGAGCUCUGGCAGGGCCAGAGGGGAGCAGACGUCACAUUUGAGCUGGAGUCUGGCGAGUGUUUUCUUGCGCACAAAAUCAUUCUUGCUGCAAGGUCUCCUGUCUUCAUGGCCGAGUUCUUUGGUGGCAUGAAUGAGAGGAGCUCCCAGAGUGUCAGGAUUGAGGGCAUGGACGCUGAUGUCUUCAAGGUCAUGCUUCACUUCAUCUACACCGACUGGGCUCCGGAGCUUGAUGAGGAGCCUGAAAUGGCGAUGGCUAUGGCUCAGCACUUACUCGAGCUGCUGACAGGUAUGUCUAUUUUUGCUGAACGAAUCAAUCCAAAUUUCAUUAUGAUGGAUGCAACUAAUCAGUAUUUUCGUAGGUACGGGCUUGACAGGCUUAAGCUGAUCUGUGAAGGCAAGCUCGCUGGUGGCAUCAGCAUUGACACGGUCGCGACGACGUUGGCUCUAGCUGAGCGGCACAAGUGCUCGCUGCUUAAGGCCAAGUGUGUUGAUUUCAUUGCCAGGUCGCCUGAAACUCUUGAUGCGGUCCUGGCGACCGAGGGCUACAAUCAUCUGGUGGCGAGCUGCCCCUUGGUAUUGACUGAACUUCUGAGGGCUGCGCAUGGAAGAAGGAACUGA